Paramecium tetraurelia is the source of this 7022-nucleotide messenger RNA. RefSeq lists its product as uncharacterized. Lineage: Eukaryota; Ciliophora; Oligohymenophorea; Peniculida; Parameciidae. The transcript is spliced from 14 exons. Gene Ontology annotation, molecular function: microtubule binding; calcium ion binding. The record is from RefSeq and is a predicted model, not a curated record.
AUGGGCAACGAGAUUUCGAAUGGAAGUCCAGGAGACCUGGAAUAAAUGAAAAGAUUCAUGAACAUGUCGCCAGGUUAAGUUAAAUUGAUAAAAGAGAAAUUCGAAUUGAUGGCAGACGAGGAUCUCACUAUUGAUAGAAAUGGGUUUAUAUAGUUGAUGAAGUUGAAGGAGACUGAAGUCGAUAAAGUGUUUUAAUUUUUUGACAUCAGCAACGAUGGCCGAAUCGACAGUCAUGAAUUUGUAUGUGCUUUGAGUCUUUUGAGUUAAGCCACCCUGAAGGAAAAAGCAAACAUAAUAUUUUCCUUAUAUGACUUUGAUCACAACAAGACAAUCACUCGAAAUGAAUUGGUCAUUCUGAUCAAGACUACUUUGACAGCCUUGGGAGCCAUGUCACAGAAGGGAGAAUGCACCAUCCAAGAGGCAGAGAGAAUCUCAGAUGAUGCCUCAAUAUCCUUGGCUGAAUUUCAUAGUCUUUUAUCAAAAGAUUAAGAUGUGCUCAAGAUGCUCCUAUCCUACGGCUUAUGCUCGCUUGAAGACUUGAGAUCUGAUUUUGGAGGAGCCUAACAGGGUGAUGUUCCAUAUCCAGACUCAGAUUUGGAGAGUGAAACACAGCGAAGACAAUUGGCUUACGAUUAGAAAAGAGAAAUGAGGAAAAUUGGUAUUGAGGCCAAUCUUGAAGAAGACAACAAUCGUGUGCAAUCAGAGAAUAAUUAAAAAUUGAACAAGUUGACAAACAAAGAGGUUUGGAAGAACUAAGUGAAGAAUGGUUAACCCUCCUCUUGGAAACCAGGCAAAGGCGAUAUCAAUCCACCAAGUACUUUUAUGGAAUUGGAUUACAUAUAUGGAUUCAGAAGUUUUGAUACCAGAAACAAUAUUAAAUUUGUUGAUUAAGAAUUGGUCUAUUUUACUGCUGCAGUUGGAGUGGUUUAUAAUCCAUAGACAAAUUAAUAAAGGUUCUUCUUUGAACACACAGAUGAUAUUACAUGCAUAGAUGUUUACGAUAAGUAUGUUGCAACUGGUUAGGCAGGAUAGAUUCCUCCAAUUUAUAUUUGGGAAGUUAAAGAUUAAAUAGAACCAUCUAGAGCUGCUUUUAAAGGAAUUUUAAGAUAGGGAGUGCAAUGCUUAGCAUUCUCAAAUGAUGGCAAGAAAUUGGCUGCUGUGAGUAUGGAUGACGAUCACACUUUGGUUGUUUAUGAUGUAGAUAAGGGAGCUUUGUUGGCUACAGGCAAAGGUCCUCGGUCAUUUGUGUUUGACAUCAAAUUUGACAAAGUUGAUAAGUAUUUGAUUUUGGCAUGCAAGAAUGAGGUGUACUUUUGCAGUUAUGAUUAAAAUCAAGUAAGAUUGAAUCUAGGAAUAUGGGAUACAAAAACAUCACCAUUCUCAUCAGUUUUAUGCAUCGCAUUAUGUGAUAACAAUGUGAUAACAGGUACUUACAGAGGAUAACUAUUAAUCUGGAAGAGCAAUAGAGCUACUACAGCAGUGGAUGCUCAUAAGAGUGCAGUUCUAGCUAUUCAUACGAAGAGAAGUUAGGAAGGUGGGGUUGUAUCAGGCAGUAAAGAUGGAACCAUCAUUGUUUGGGAUAUCAACAUGAAAGCUAAGGAAAAGAUAAAUGUCCUCAACUUGAAUUUAAAAAUAUUCAAUUUCAAAGUUUAAAGUGUUACAAUAGGACCAAAUGAUUAGGAGAAGUCUGUUCAUUUGGUAUUUGGAACAAGAGGAUCAGAUAUGGUAGAGGUUUAAGGUUCAAAAACUAAGAUGUUAAUGAGAGGACAUUCUAUUGGAGUCUUAAGAGGUUUGGCUAUGCAUCCAAAAUUUCCUACUUUUUACACCAUUGGAGAAGACAACAUUUUGGCUUGUUGGUUGAUCAAGGAUAAGAAGAUGUCCAGUUGCACGAGACUAGAAUAUCCUAGCAGUGCUAUUCAUAUUAGCAAAGAUUACAAAUAUCUGGCUGUUGGUAGUACUAAUGGAACUGUACUUAUUAUUGAUCCUAAAACAUUGAUGCCUACUUUUAAUUUUAAAGAUAGAGAUGCUGAAGUCUCAUGUCUCAAGUUCUCUCCUGAUACUGAGUAAUUAGCAGUUGGUCACGAUGCACCAAGUUGUGAUGUCAUUAUAUAUUCAAUUAAGAACCAUUUCAAAAAGACUAAUGUUUUAAGAGGAUCUCCUUCAAGAGUUAUUAGUAUUGAUUUCUCAUCUACAUGCAGAGUAUUGUAAAUUAAUGAUUGGAGUCAAUAAGUACUCUAUUAUGAAUUGGGUGGAGAAAAUAAUCAAAAAGUAUAGCCAGAUGGAGCUUAGAAAUAUAAAGAUGAAAAGUGGGCAACUUAUACAGCUAUUUAUGGAUGGCACGUGUUGGGAGUAUGGCCUCCUUUGUCUGCUGGAAGUGAUAUCAAUGCGGUUGAUAGAUCUAAUAAAGGAGAUAUUAUAGUUUCAGCAGAUGACUAUUCUGGAAUCAAGAUAUUCAGAUAUCCUGCUGCAUAAACAGGUUAAGGGUUUUAGAGAUAUGUGGGACAUGCAGCUCAUGUGACCAAUAUCAGAUUCUCAGCUGAUGACGAAUACAUCAUAUCAUUGGGUGGAGCAGAUAAGUCUAUCAUGCAAUGGAAAGUCUCGCAUGAUAAGGAUGCUUAGAUUGAGUAAGAUCAGGCUUGUGAAUCAAUUUAAGAUGUUUAGAUACCCAAGGAUUAUUAUAGACUCAAUUUAAAUGAGGAGGAGAAUAAGUAGGAAGGGUAGAAGCAGUAUUAAGCCUUUGUUAAAGCCACUUAACCAACCAAUUUUAAAUUUGAUGAGAAGAAAUAUAAUGUGUUGCCUUAAGGUAACAUAACACUUGACUAUGUUUUGGGUAUGAAAACAGAUUAGUUGGGUUAGGAUUACUUCAAUGGAGUUAAAUUAUUGGAAAAUGGUUAAAAUUGCAUUCUCAUGUGGUUGCUGUUGGUAUUGUUAAUGGAUCCUAAUAUGCCCGUUGGAUAAUAAAUAUUAUAUCAUUAGGAUGAAAUCACUUGUAUUGCCAUUCAUCCCAGAGGAAGAAUAGUUGCAACAGGAACUAAAGCAUUUGCCUUGAAUGAGAAGCAAGUAACCGCUAUCUGCAUUUGGGAAGCUGAAUCAAAGAAGGUUUUGUCCAUGUUGAAUGAUUUUCAUACUAAAAUGAUUUAUUGCUUAGAGUUUUCAUAUGAUGGUGUCUUCUUAUUAUCAUUUUCUUCAGAAUAUUCAAUAGCAAUUCAUGAUUGGCAAAUUGGGCAAUUGAUCAUUACUGUGAAGACAAUGAGAUCUAAUAUAUAUGGGAUUUGCAGUAAGUCACCCACUGAAUUCAUGUCUUGCGGAUAGAGAAAUGUCACAUUCUAUAAAAUGAAUGGCAGAAAUGUCAAAUGCUAUCCAGGUAUCUUAAAUAGCAAUCAAUUCGAACCAAUGUUGUGCUGUUGUGUUGCAUUUAAAGAUUCUUAUGAAAUCACAGGAUCUGAUAAUGGAAACAUCUUUCUUUGGAAGGAAAACAAAAACAUCAAACACUAUUAGGCUCAUAGAUCCAAAGUAAGUUCAUUGGUUGCAGUUGGAAAGACUUAAUUAUAUAGUAGUGGUUUGGAUGGAUAAAUUAAGGUAUGGGAAAUGAAUGGAAAUAACUUAAACAAUGUUGCAACUGUUAUUGAUAUUACCGAAGCGCUUCAUUAACCUAAGUAAAUUGGUAUCAUAUCUAUGGAUAUUAAGAAUGAUAAUAUUAUUAUAGCCACAAAACAAGCUUAGAUGUAUCAAGCAUCACUCAAAAAUAUCUAGAAUAUCAAAUUGCUACUUGAUUGUCAUUAUGGUGGAGAAGUGUGGGGAGUUGCAGCCAGUCGCAAUUCAUAAACCAUUAUUACUUGCGGAGGAGACAGUGUACUACGUUAAUGGGAUAUCAAUCAAUAUACUUUGGUUAAAUGUUCUUCUCCAUUUGAAAAUGAUAUAAGGGCAGUGGAUUGGAGUUCCGAUGGCAAAUACUUAGCAGUAGGAGAUAUACGUGGAUGCAUUUACUUAAAGAAUUCUAAGGCAGGUUCUCUAAAGUAGAGUGCACAAGGAAAAACAUUUUGGAUUGAAGAUAUCAAGUUUUCACCUGACAGCACUAAAAUUGCAUUUGGUGCUCAUGGUACAUAAUCUCAAGUAGAGGUAUGGGAAAUUGAAGGAGGUAAAUUUUCUAAAUAAAGUUCAAUAAACAUCUCAUUGAAUAGCAGUUUGAUUAAAUUAGAUUGGGCUAUGGAUUCCAUUCAUAUAGUAGUUAAUUCAUCAACUUAUGAGUUGAAAUUUGCAAAUGUCUCAUCUUUGAAGGAUGUUCCAGGACCUUAAGUGAAAGAAUUGGAUUGGCACACUUGGACUUGUUUAUUUGGUUUCAAUGUUUAGGGAAUUUAUAAAAAGGAUGAAUAUUCAGUGACUGCAGUUUGUGUUGAUAACUAAAGAUAGAUAUUGGCAACAGGAGAAUAUAAUGGUAUAAUAAAUCUGUAUCAGUAUCCUGCUGUUUGUUAAUUCAACUAGAUUCAUAAAGAAUACCCUGGACAUGCAAAUGCUAUUACAAGAAUGAGAUUCUCAUUUGAUGAUAGUAAAUUGAUUUCAACAAGUGGUAUGGAUAGGGGAAUUUUCAUUUGGAAAACAGAUUGGUCUAAAUCGUAAUAGUAGUUAAUGUUGUAGGAUGAGAAUGCUUAUGGAAAAUUCGAUGAGGAUAUUGAUGAUUUGGCUGCUCUAUCAGUUCCAUAGGAAAAGAUUAGAAGGCUUGGAUCUGAUAAUUUCAUUUGGAAAACAGAUUGGUCUAAAUCAUAAUAGUAGUUAAUGUUGUAGGAUGAGAAUGCUUAUGGAAAAUUCGAUGAGGAUAUUGAUGAUUUGGCUGCUCUAUCAGUUCCAUAGGAAAAGAUUAGAAGGCUUGGAUCUGAUAAGUAUGGCAAAGUGAGAAGAAGAGAGAAUCAAUUCGAGAAGAAUGAAGAUCAAUAGAAUUAUAAUGAUCAGAAUGAGAAAGGAGAUGAAUUCACUAUCAUUCGACCAUGGAUGGGAGCCAUUAAAGAACCAUCCAAUUAUUAUAAGGAUCCAUUGAAUUAAAAUAAACAGCCUUUGGUGGAAGUGACCUUAGAAUACGUUCAUGGAUAUCGCAGCAAGGAUUGCAGAAACAAUAUUGUUUAUAACGUUGCUGCAUUAGCUGUUGUCUUAGAUCCCAAUCCUAACGCAAAUACCAAUUCAAAUGCAUAGAGAUUUUUCAAUCAACAUACUGAAGAUGUAGUUUGCUUGGAUGUUUCUAAUGAUCAAUCCAAGGUAGCUACUGGAUAAUUAGGAGCUAAUCCUCUUAUUUACAUAUGGGAAAGUAACACAUAAGCAAGCAUCUGUUUGUUAAAAGGCUACUUCACCAAAGGCAUUUUACAUUUGGCAUUUAACGAUUCAGGAGAUAAAUUGGCUGCUAUUGGAAUGGAUGAGUGCCAUCAAUUAUGCAUUUUUGAUAUCAUUUCUAAGACUUAAACAGGAGGAACUCUGUUGGUCAGAGAUCAAAUUGGGAAGGAUAUUGUCACAGACAUUAAAUGGAAAAAUGAUUCUGAAUUUGUUACAUGUGGAUUGAACCAUCUUAAAUUCUGGAAAUUAGGACAUGGAGGUUUGACUUACUCUAAGGCUUAUCCUUAAAAACCCCUCUCUUAUAAAUAUCUAUGUGCAACUGUCAAUAAUGAAGAUUACUUGUUGGGUGCUGUAGAUGGAUCCUUGUAAAUAUUCUCAGGUGGCAAAUUCACAGCCUAUUACUAAUACCUAGAGGCCAAUCGAUCAUUAGAAGCUAUCAGUGUUUCCAAAGAUUUCAUUCUUAUUGGAGGAGCUGAUUCGAAGAUUGUCAUUUUAGAUUCCAAGACUUACAAAUCCAUUUUAUCUUUUAAAUUAUCAGAAUGCAUGAGGAACUCUUUGGGACUAGAAGUCAAGUCCAUUUAGUUAGGUUAUGAUUAGAAGACUUUACUUGUAUCAACUAAUGCUGGAGAUAUUGUUGAGUUAGUUACUAAGGAUGCCAAAAUCAAUAUUAACUCCAAAUUUGCUGUUUCUAAAACCUUAAUGAAAUCUCAUUGUUCUCCAAAUAAGCGAUCUUUGAAUGAAAUUUGGGGUUUGGCUAUUAAUCCACAAGAUUCUGAUCAAUACUAUACUUGUGGAGAUGAUGGAACUCUAAGAUCUUGGUCUAUCAGUCAAAAGAAAAUGCUCAAUUGCAUCAAAACCAAUCUUGAUGUUAAUGGAGCAGAAAUCAAACAAGAUGAAGUUGGUGAAUUGCCUGAUAAUACAAAAGGUAGAUGUAUAGCUGUUUCUUUGGAUGGUAUUUCAAUAUGCGUAGGAUUUAAGGAUGGAACAUUUAGGAUUUAUGAUAAAGAAUUCAAAUAAAAAUAUGUUAAUAGAUUAGCCAAAGAGUGGAUUAGUGAUAUCAAAUUCAGUCAUGAUCAAUCUUGGAUUGCAAUUGGAUCUCAUGAUAAUUCCAUAUAUAUCUACAGUUUCCCAGAUAUGAAACAACCUACAUUACUCAUAUUGAUUUCUCCCAUAGAUGGAAAUCAUCUUCAUAGCAAUUGUGGAGGAUAUGAACUAUUGUUUUGGGAACUUCAAUCUGGUAAAUAAUUACCCAAUGGAGCAAAUUAAUUAAGAGAUGAGAAAUGGUUGACUUGGACUACACCAUAUGGAUGGCCAGUUUAAGGAAUAUGGCCAGAUAUCUAAGAUGGCAGUGAUAUCAAUGCUGCUGUCAGAUCAAAUAAAACUUACAAUGAAAAGGAUAAACCCCCUGAUAAUUAUCAUUUGAUUGCAACUGGUGAUGAUAACUCAUAAAUCAAAGUAUUCAGAUAUCCAUGUGUUAAGAAAGAGUCAGGCUAUAUCCUAGGAAGAGGCCAUUCAUCACAUAUUACCAACAUUGCUUGGUCAAUGGAAGAUCAUUACCUAUUUAGUAUUGGUGGAGAAGACAAUUCUAUAUUCUAAUGGAAAAUAAGUAAAUUGAGAUGAAAUAUUGUUAAAAAUUAACAAUAAUAAUUUUAUUUAAAAGAAUUAUAAUCAUAUUUCAUAUUAUAUUGAUAACAACCUACAAA